AUGGCCGAGCGCCAGAAACGAGGGGCCUCCAAGAAGUUCAAGUUUUUCAAGUUCAAAGGGUUCGGGAGCCUGAGCAGCAUCCCCCGUUCCUUCACCUUCCGGCGCACGUCUGUGGUCCCCAGCUGUCCCGAGACACUGGGGCCACAUCUCCCUCCUCCCCGUGGAUUCCUGGAGGAACCCUUCGACAGCAUCCAGGAUGACCUCAGCACCAUGCCCAAGAGCCCCGGCCCCUACGCCCGGUCGUCGGACAUGUACAGCCACAUGGGCACCAUGCCCAGGCUGAACCUCGACAAGGCAGGGAAGAGCCUGAGCAAGGGCAAGAGUAGCCAGAACUGCCGGGAGAAAGGGAUUCCCAGCAACAAAACCCCCACAGCCCAGCUCCCCAGCCUCAAGUCCGCCAAGAUGUCCAGCCCCCCAUGCCCAGGCACAGACUCACCUCCAGCUGCUGGACAAGCAGAUCAGGAGGAGGAAAAGGCUCAGCCCGUGGACACCCCGGGGGCAGCAAUAGCCAGGAUGGGGAAUGUCUCCUGCCCUGGGACAGAGACACUGAACCCCAGCCAAACUCCUCUGUCCAAACCUCGGACAGAGGCACCGAACCCCAACCCAAGCCCUGGCAUGACAACAGGAGCGGAGACUGCUGACAGGGAUCUGCUGGAAAACAGACAAAACCGUCCUCAUGAGAGCUCCCCAGACAGUGCCAGCGGGAUGCACCUGGCCGGCGGGACGGCACGGCCGGAGCACUCGUACCACGGCCAGGUCAGCGGCUCCAUGGGAGUGAGGUUUCCUGUGGGAUUUCUGCUCCCUCCUGUUUCCGGACGGGGUGGAAACAUCUCGCGGCCCCGCUCGGCCCCGGCAUCCCUUUGUCCUGCGGCGGCUGCGUUCCAGCGCCGGGAUGUGCUGCGGAGAGAUCAGACCAAGCAGUGUCCCAGCCUUCACCACCUCUGA
Myiozetetes cayanensis is the source of this 945-nucleotide messenger RNA. RefSeq names its product SH2 domain-containing protein 3C-like. NCBI's taxonomy places the organism in Eukaryota, Metazoa, Chordata, Aves, Passeriformes, Tyrannidae. The record is from RefSeq and is a predicted model, not a curated record.